AUGGAACAUUUAUGUGUUCGACUUGAAGAUUUACCAGAUGAAAUUCUUCUAAUUAUUUUUCAAAAAUUAAACAAUUGUGAUGUACUUUAUUCUUUUAUGGGUCUUAAUCAAAGACUUGAUACAAUUCUCUACGAUAGAAUUUUUACAAGAAAUUUAUCAUUAAUAAAAUAUAUUCAUAAAUCAUCAUAUCAAUUUAAUAUAAUAAUUGAUCGAUUUUGUCUUGAAAUUUUACCUAAAAUCAAUGACAAAAUCGAACGACUUUGUAUUGAAUCAUCAUUUAUUAAACGUAUUCUUUUGGCAACAAAUUAUCCUAAUUUACAUGCACUUGAUUUAUAUGAAUGUGAACCUGAAACAGCUGAUACACUCUUUUAUGAUGGGAGUUAUUUGGUUAAUCAAUUUCAAAAUCAAAUAUCAUCAAUUUUUAUCAAGUUGAAACCGCAUAAACAGCAAAUAGAUAAAUUAAGAUAUACAACACAGGAUAAUAAUAUAUUUAUAUUUAUUAGAAUAUGUAUUCUAUUCAACAAUCUACGAUACUUGAAUUUUAGUUCAUAUUCUAAUUAUGAACAAUUGAUAUUUUUGAGUACAGCUCCAACUCAAUUCUCUUCAAAUUUAUUAGAAUUACAUGUUGUAGUAAGAAAUAUCCUUGAUUGUCUUUGUAUUCUUGAUGGUCAGUUCAAUCAAUUACAUACAUUUUAUGUUACCAUCCAGUCUUAUAAUACAUAUGAUGGAAAUAUAGUUGGCAACUAUAAGGAACUACCUAAAUUAAAAUACUUUUCGCUAAUUUAUGAAGAUGGAACAUACAUGUAUGAUGAUAUAUUGGUACCAUUAUUACAAAGGAUGAUAAAUUUAGAAGAACUUAAUUUAUAUUUUAUUAAUAUGUAUGGACCAAUUAUUGAUGGUUAUAAUUUGGAAAAUAAUAUUAUUAAUCAUAUGACACGAUUAAACAAAUUCACAUUUAAUAUUUGUUCAGUUAUUCAUCUUAAUCAAUUGAUUAAUAAUGUACCAAUGAAUGAAGAUAUUAAAUAUUCAUUUCGAAAUUUUAAAAAUAAUAAAAUUAUUUCAAAUAUUGAUUAUUUUGAACGAAUAAAACUAUUCUAUUAUCAUGUAUAUUCAUAUCCAUAUAUAUGGAAAUUUUAUCAUAAUAUAACAAAUAAUUUUCAUGAUGGAUUAUAUAAAUCUGUUCGUGAAAUAUCAUUAUAUGAUGAUCGCCCUUUUGAACAUGAAUUUUUUCUUCGAAUUACUCAAUCAUUUCCAUUUGUUAAAAAAUUGACUAUACAUAAUUAUGAAUCACAACAUAAUAAUCAUCUUCGACAAUCAAUAAUUAAAUAUUUUCAUCUUAUUGAAAUUGAUCUUGUUAAAACUCAUGAAGAUUAUCUUGAUGAAUUUUUAAACAAGACAAAAAUUUGUUUAUCAAAUAAUAUUCAUCUUCGUGUAGGUUUUAAUUCAUUACAAAAAGUAACCAACGAUUUUACAAGAGAUGAAACACGUUUUAAUUCUUCGAAAAUUAUUCAUCUUACAGUAUUCGGGAAAAGAGUUAAUGAACAUUUUAAAUUACAAAAAUUACAAGAAUAUUUUUCUCAUGCAAAAAUCUAUUGA
This is a messenger RNA of Rotaria sordida, 1596 nucleotides long. NCBI's taxonomy places the organism in Eukaryota, Metazoa, Rotifera, Eurotatoria, Philodinida, Philodinidae. The record is from the annotation of a GenBank genome assembly.